AUGGCGGAUAGACAUAACCGUAACCCUCACCGUGGGGGCGGCGCGAGAGACUAUAACGACAGAGACAGACACGGCAGAGACAACCGAGACCGCGACCGCGAUAGAGACCGAGACCAUGACCGUAACCGUGGUCGGGGAGGAGGCAGAGGUGGACGAGAUGAUCGCGACAGAGACAGCCGACGAUACAGGUCCAGAUCGAGAGACAGGCACGAUGGGCGGGAUCGUGACCGUGACCGCAGGCGUUCGCGCUCCCCGAUUCGUAACAGAGACGGACACGAUCGACGCGACGAGAGAGUCAGAGACGGAGGUAGAGGAAGCCGGCGCGACGGUGCCAAAGACUCUCGCCGUGAUCGGGGUGACGCAGAUAAGGAUGGCAUGAGCAAACCAGACCGAGACAGAAGAGACCUUUCAAAAGACAGAAAUAUCCGCCGCUCAGCCUCACCGCCCCGGGAGCUCGAACACCACACGAAGUCACCACGGAGCCCCACACACUCAGCAACAGCACACGACGAUCACCGUCUUUCGAUAAGGUCGAAAUCCGAGAACGCCCCAGCUGCUGCCGCGGCACCAGCACCAGCACCGGUACCAGUGUCGUUCAAGGUUAAGGGACACGACCAACGCCGAUCCGAUAGCACGCACGUGGAGGAGCAGCACCAGUCAUCCCGGGAGCGGACGGAAGAGCACGAAGAGGAACACAUGUCGAGGGGACGGUUCGACGCCGAUCCCAUGGAUGAGGACGAGGAAGAAGACGUGGUUGUUGAGGAUGAUGGCCUGGGAGAUAUGGCCUCCAUGAUGGGCUUUGGCGGCUUUGGCACAACCAAGAACCAGAAGAUCAAGGGCAACAACGUUGGUGCGGUGCGGAAGGAGAAGAAGACUGAGUAUCGCCAGUACAUGAACCGUGUCGGCGGUUUCAACCGGCCCCUUAGCCCGGGCCGUUAG
Sordaria macrospora k-hell is the source of this 939-nucleotide messenger RNA. RefSeq lists its product as uncharacterized. Gene Ontology annotation, biological process: RNA splicing. The record is from RefSeq and is a predicted model, not a curated record. Gene Ontology annotation, cellular component: precatalytic spliceosome. Lineage: Eukaryota; Fungi; Ascomycota; Sordariomycetes; Sordariales; Sordariaceae.